AUGUCGUCACCGGACAUUGAAGGAAUUCUGGAAUACACGAAAGAGCUUGAUCGGUUAAGGGAAGAACAAGAAGUAGUUCUUGUGGAGAUCAAUAAGAUGCAUAAGAAACUUCAAACAACUCCUGAGAUAGUUGAGAAGCCUGGUGAUACUUCAUUGUCAAAGCUCAAAAUUCUGUACAUUCAAGCAAAAGAGCUUUCGGAGAGUGAAGUAACAGUGUCGAACUUUUUGCUUACUCAGUUGGAUUCUUUGCUUCCACAUUGUGUCGGACAACAACAAAGAAGAAUAGUGGGAGAAGGCAAUGACCAGAAGAAGAAGAGGAUGAAAUAUGAUUCUGAUGUAAUGAGACUCUCUCCUUCCAUGAGAAAUCUAAUCGAAGCAUUUUCAAGUCUAAAGGGUGAACAGGUCGCUGCGAGAGUUACACCAGAUGAUGCUGAGAAGGAUAUAUGGUUUGUGUGUAAAGUCAUUCACUUUGAUAGAGAAAGAAAAGAAAUUGAAGUACUUGAUGAAGAACCAGGAGAUGAUGAAGAAGGAAGCGGUCAGAGGAUAUAUAUGUUACCGAUGUCAUGCAUCAUACCGUUCCCUAAAGGAAACGAUCCGUGGAGCACGCAAGAGUUUCCACCUGGUAAACACGUCUUAGCUGUAUAUCCAGGGACAACAGCACUCUACAAAGCCACUGUUAUAAGUACCCCACGAAAGAGGAAGUCUGACGACUACUUGCUUGAAUUUGAUGAUGAGGAAGAUAAAGCAUUGCCUCAAAGAACAGUGCCUUUUCACAAAGUUGUUCCUUUACCAGAAGGUCAUCGCCAGUGA
Molecule: messenger RNA, 810 nt
Organism: Microthlaspi erraticum
Lineage: Eukaryota; Viridiplantae; Streptophyta; Magnoliopsida; Brassicales; Brassicaceae
Source: the annotation of a GenBank genome assembly